AGGUGACUUGACAUAUCUGCCACAGUAGGAAAAUUAGUUUGGCAAUCAGUAAUGUAAUUAAAUUUAAGAUUUUUAUGUUGGUAUACUUGUAUUAGGUUUCCCAGAUCUGGCCCAGACUUUGUUAGUAACCCCAAACCUCAAAACACUGAAACGCUGGCAACAUUUGGACUUAAAUCAACUGCAGAAAAACAAAUCUCUUUACUCAAUAUUAUAAAACAACUUUAUAUCGAAAAAAAAUGUCACUCUCAAUAAAGUUCUGAAAAUGACUCGGAUGAGUGCUGCAACUUACCAGUUAAUAAAUAAAAGGAACUGGAAAACAUGUAUUAUAACCUCAGAAAAACAACAAAGUCACGCACAUAUGUCACAAGAUCAUUUGCUUCACAUCUUAUGCCCUGCAAAUUGUAUACUGCUAUAUAAUCUCAACUUAUCCAUAAAAAGCAGAACUGAAGAGCAGAGCAGUGCAGCCUAAACAAACUACUACAUUAAUACAGGGUUAUAAUGUUAGACAGUGAGAGAUCAGAGAUACCUGAAGCUAUUUAUAACAAUGUAGAUCCUGUAAGACGUCUUGAUCUGAAGAUCACAGAGAAACAGCAGCCACUUCAACACACAGGAAGUGUCUCGGUGAUGAACAGAAAGCACAGAGCAGCUGAAGUGUGUUUGUGUCUGCUGUGUGUUCUUCUGCUGACUGCUGUAAUAGUGCUGUGUGUGUGUUUCACCUCCGAGAGAAAGCAGUUUCUAACUCAGAUCAGUAACCUGACUGAAGAAAGAGAGAAGAUAAUGGAAUACAACAAUAACUUUACUAAUGAAAGAGUGCAGAUAAUGAAUGACCAGAGCCGACUGCAAAGAUGGCUUUAUGCACAAGAUCAGCAAGGGGAACCCUUCAAAUGGAUUUACUACAACUCAAGUUUUUAUUAUAUUUCAUCUGAGAAUAAGAGCUGGAGUGACAGCAGCAAAGAUUGUCAAAAGAGAGGAGCAGAUCUGGUGAUCAUAAAAAAAGACAGUGAAAAAGAGUUUCUGCAGAAGGUUGUUAUUAAGAACAAUUUAUUUUGGGUUGAGCUGAUGAAAAGCCCUUGGAAUGACUACUGUGUUCUAAUGGGAGCAUCAAAGACUCUGCGUUCUGGUUGUGGUGCUACACACCGAUGGAUCUGUGAGAGAACUUUGGAUAAUUAUUAAAUCACUCAUUAUGAAACAAAUGUGUAAAUACAGUAAACUAAAUGCAUAAAGGAUUUUAAGCUGCACUUAUGCUUAGUAUUUGUUAGUCAUUAUGAAAAUUGUGCUUAAGUAACUUCUCUUUUCAUGUUUUACCAUCAAUUUUAAUUUAGCAAUUUGGUGUCCUUACCAACAUAGUUACUAUUGAAAAAUGUAAAAUAUUUCAUUUAUUUUGAUUUUAUAAAUUGUAAAUAAAUUUACUGUGAGCACCUU
Molecule: messenger RNA, 1422 nt
Organism: Cyprinus carpio (common carp)
Lineage: Eukaryota; Metazoa; Chordata; Actinopteri; Cypriniformes; Cyprinidae
Source: RefSeq, a predicted model, not a curated record